AUGGAGUUUGGAAAACUUCAGCAGUUCCUAAAAGAUGAAGAGGCAGCCAGGAUCACUGCACUGAGGGUGGAAGAGGAGCAGACGAGUCAGAUGAUGAAGGAGAAGAUUGAGAAGAUGACAGAAGAGAUAUCAUCCCUUUCAGAACAAAUCAGAGCCAUAGAACAGGAGCUGGGAGCUGAAGACAUCUCAUUCCUGCAGAGCUACAAGGACACAGAAGGCAGAGCCCAGUGCACACUGGCGGAUCCAGAGAAGGUCUCAGGAGCGCUGAUUGAUGUGGCCAAGCACCUGGGCAAUCUGAAGUACAGAGUGUGGGAGAAGAUGCUGGGGACUAUCAGUGCUGACGUCUCAUUCUCUGUCCCUUCAGCUCCUGUGACUCUGGACCCCAACACAGCGCAUUCCCUCCUCUCACUCUCUGAGGAUCUGACCAGUGUGAGAUACAGUGGUGAGAAUCAGCAGGUUCCUGAUAAUCCAGAGAGAUUUGAUAGGCGAUGUUGUGUGCUGGGCUCUGAGGGAUUCAGCUCAGGGAGACACUGCUGGGAUGUAGAUGUGGGAGGUGAUGAGAACUGGUGGGUGGGUGUGGCUGAAGAGUCCAUCAGCAGGAAAGGGGCUGUGAAUCUGAUCCCAAGAAAAGGAGUGUGGUGUAUAUAUCACUACAAGGGGAAAUACAAAACCAUGACCUCCCCAACUACACUCCUCUCUGUCCAGGGGAAACUCCAGAGGGUCAGAGUGCAGCUGGACUGGGACAGGGGGGAGGUGUCAUUCUCUGACCCCAGUGACAACACUCCUCUCUACACAUUUAAACACUCCUUCACUGAGAGAGUCUUUCCAUUAUUUGCUCAUAAUGUAAGAGGUUCACAUUUGCAGAUCUGUCCACUGAAGGUGUCUGUUACAGUGAAAUAGCACUGAGGGAUUGUGGGUAAAGAUCAGGUCUCAAUGAUUCUGUGUUUGCAGACAGUAUUGGCAUUCAGAUAUUAAUCUAGUAAUGAAAUGUAUAUUUCAUGAUAAGCGUGUUGCUUCUUUGACAUAAUCCCAUAAUGUUAAUUUAGGGAGUAAAGCAUUUCAUUGCAUGUUGAGCUGAUUGGUCAUACCUGCAGCACAGUACCCUGAGUACAGAGGAGAGACUGAGUCUCAGAGCACUGCAGGGAGAUCAGAGCUUUUCACUGCUUACCUGCAUCAUGGACCAGCACUGCAUGGUUACUGAGCAACAUGAUAGAACAUCAUCAGAUAAGAGGUCCUGCUGUACUUAUGAAACACUGCACAAAUAAACUGCUGUACCUCAUAAACAUAUGCAGUCUGUCUGUCCGUCUGUCUGAGUAUGUGUACAAUCUGUCUGUCUGUCUGCGUGUAUCUCUGCAUGCAGUCUGUCUGUCUGUCUGGAUCACAGUGUGCAGUCUGUCUGCCUGUCUGUCUAUUUGGCUGUCU
This is a messenger RNA of Anguilla rostrata (American eel), 1422 nucleotides long. Its product is annotated as zinc-binding protein A33-like. Gene Ontology annotation, biological process: protein ubiquitination. The record is from RefSeq and is a predicted model, not a curated record. The transcript has 4 exons. Lineage: Eukaryota; Metazoa; Chordata; Actinopteri; Anguilliformes; Anguillidae. The coding region runs from base 1 to 900 and encodes 299 amino acids. Gene Ontology annotation, cellular component: cytoplasm. Gene Ontology annotation, molecular function: protein binding; ubiquitin protein ligase activity.